AGUUAGGUGUAUAAAUACAGGUACUCAGAGAUCACAGCCAUAGGUAGCUUGAAAGAGACUCCACACUCCGGCCACCCCAGUUGUACUCUUACAUUAUUAGUUUUUAUUUUUGAAAUAAAACCCCUGAAAUUAAAUAUCGGUUUUUUUGGGUCAGCCUCAAAUAUCUAGCAUUUAACAAUUGUAAGAAUUUGAGAAUAAGAGAUUAGGUGGUUGUUAUUAUUAGGUUAAAACUGUUGAGACACAAACAUGAAGCUACUUGCCAUCCUGGCUGCGGCGUGCAUUGUGGUGUUGGCUGGACUGGACGGUGGCGCCGAGGGCGGUCGCCUUGGGGUGAAGCUGUGCGGGCGCGAGUUCAUCCGCGCCGUGAUCUUCACCUGCGGGGGCUCCAGAUGGAGGAGAGACACCUCCACUCGGGGCGACACCUCGGACGAGUUUGAUCCCCGGUCCCUGUGGGGCGAGUCCAGCUCCCUGCAAGCGGAGGGCCUCGAGGCGGCCGCCUCUCCCUCCGGGGACCCCGAGCCUGGGGCUCCCUGGCGUCACCUUCCUGGGCCCCGGGGCCUGCAGCGCGGAGACAGGGCCACCAAAGCAGGCCUCGCGUCUGUCUGCUGCCACUGGGGCUGUUCCAAGUCGGACAUCAGCACCUUAUGUUGA
Molecule: messenger RNA, 651 nt
Organism: Lethenteron reissneri (Far Eastern brook lamprey)
Lineage: Eukaryota; Metazoa; Chordata; Hyperoartia; Petromyzontiformes; Petromyzontidae
Product: relaxin-3-like
Cellular component (GO): extracellular region
Molecular function (GO): G protein-coupled receptor binding; hormone activity
Source: RefSeq, a predicted model, not a curated record